AUGGACAUUGAAGGUGGUGAUGGAGGCAAUAAUGGUGGCGGUGGUGGUGGUGGUGGAGGUACAAUGAAUAUGCUUCCUUAUAUGCUGAUCGUACUUGCUCGUAUGCUGACUGACUGUGUUUCCAUGGAUUCUAAUUGUGCUUGCAAAUGUGGAGAUUGUCCUGGUGGUAAUGCCAGCUUUGCCACAAUGCAGAAGGUUUCCUCUGAAAAUCAGCCCAAUCUAAAACAACAGAUGCCAAAUCUACCAGCUGCACAGUUUUCAUAUUUGCAAGCACAACAAUCAGUAUCAUCCACUGAAACACAGUCAAUAUACGAGCAAGUACAAUCGGCAAAGAAGCAAGCACAGUCAGUGUACUUGAAAGCACAUUCGGUGUACUUGCAAGCACAGUUUGCGUACUGCCAAGCUAUACAGCAAUUGUCACCGCAGCAGAUGCCUCCACCACCAUUGCCUCCACCACCACCACCUCUAAUGUCCAUGACACCUCGAAUGUCUGGAUUUAGCCUGACAUCAUCUGCUUCCAAACUAGCUCCACCACAACAACUGUUGAAUUUUCAACCACGACUCCGGAAACUACCGUUGUCAUCACAGCUGCCUUCACCAUCCCCACCAAUGUCAGUGCCAAUUCACAUUUCGGCUUCUAACCAAGAUCCAUGUUCUCUUUAUAUUGACCAGAUGAUCCAACAAAAUUGGAUGAAACUUGCUUUAAGUAGUGCUACUAUGUACAGAACAUCAGCAAUGAUGCAUUCAAUGCCGAAUUGCAAGCAAAUGUUGAAUCUACAAGCAAAGUUUGCAGAAUUGCAAGCACAAUUCAUGAAACUGCAAUUGUCAUGGCAACUACCUCCAACACCACCUCCAAUGUCUGUGCCAACUCAGACUUCAGCUUCUAACCAAGUUCCAUAUUGUUCUCAUCCUCCUCAACAGCAACUCCAACAGAAUGAUAGUAACCUUGCUGAAAGUGGUGGCAUAAAUAGAAUGACAGCAACCUUGCCUUCAAUGUCAGUGCCACCUCAGUUCUCUGACCUCACUUCGGCUUCCAAUCAAGCUCAAGAGAUGUUGAAUCUACAAGCACAGUUUGAAGAAUUGCUCGCACAAUUCUCAAAACUGCAAUUGUCAACACAACCAACUCAGACUUGGGUUUCUAACCAAGUUCCACAUUCUCUUCCUCUUCAAGAGCAACUCCAACAGAAUGGUAGUGGUGAUGAUGAUGACCUUCAAAGUACUGCAGGUUCUGGAUAA
Dioscorea cayenensis subsp. rotundata (Guinea yam) is the source of this 1236-nucleotide messenger RNA. Its product is annotated as mediator of RNA polymerase II transcription subunit 15-like. The record is from RefSeq and is a predicted model, not a curated record. The transcript is spliced from 3 exons. The coding region runs from base 1 to 1236 and encodes 411 amino acids. Lineage: Eukaryota; Viridiplantae; Streptophyta; Magnoliopsida; Dioscoreales; Dioscoreaceae.